This is a messenger RNA of Fukomys damarensis (Damara mole-rat), 5379 nucleotides long. RefSeq names its product ER lipid raft associated 2 (gene Erlin2). The record is from RefSeq and is a predicted model, not a curated record. The transcript is spliced from 12 exons. Gene Ontology annotation, cellular component: endoplasmic reticulum; endoplasmic reticulum membrane. Gene Ontology annotation, biological process: SREBP signaling pathway. Bases 473 to 1645 code for a protein of 390 amino acids. NCBI's taxonomy places the organism in Eukaryota, Metazoa, Chordata, Mammalia, Rodentia, Bathyergidae. Gene Ontology annotation, molecular function: cholesterol binding; ubiquitin protein ligase binding.
CUCCCUGUUUCCCCUUUUUCCUUGGACGCCGAAGAUCUGGGAGUGCAGGCUCUGUCUUCCGUAGAACCCUGUCCCCUCCAGGUCCAAAGUAGUAGCUGAGGAGAUGGAUGAAAGGCCAGAGAAUCAAACCCCGGUACUCUGUUGCUUGCUGUCUCUGUCUCUCUAGCGUCUCAAGAGAGGAAACCGUGGUUUCUUUUGAAAUGGCAGCAAUUAGAACUGGGAGGCUCUGACCAGAAUUACAUAGCCACAACUGCCUGUCAUUUGACAUCCUCUGUAAUUUGGGCCAGCCCAGUGCAGCUGCCUCUUCCCUUUACUAGCACAAGCAGCUCCAGGAACAGCACAUUCGUGUUCACAGGAAGAUAAAACUGUGUUCUAGACCCUGCCCAGUUGGCACCGAUUCUCCCCAGGGCAAAGGCUGUAUCUGGAGCUGCCGCCUCUUCAGAGCGGUGGAGACUAUAAUUCCAGUUAAGGAAUGGAAACGUUGACUGACAGCAAGGAAAAAGCGAGUUGUGGAUCUGGCCUUGUGCUCCUGCUACAACAGGCUGCAGGUAAAAGUUCCCUGAUGGCUCAGCUGGGAGCAGUUGUGGCGGUGGCUUCCAGUUUCUUGUGUGCAUCUCUCUUCUCGGCUGUGCACAAGAUAGAAGAGGGACAUAUUGGAGUAUAUUACAGAGGAGGUGCACUGCUGACUUCCACCAGCGGCCCUGGUUUCCAUCUCAUGCUUCCUUUCAUCACUUCGUUUAAGUCCGUGCAGACCACACUUCAGACAGAUGAAGUGAAGAAUGUACCUUGUGGGACCAGUGGUGGUGUGAUGAUCUACUUCGAUAGAAUUGAAGUGGUGAACUUCCUGGUUCCAAACGCAGUGUAUGAUAUAGUGAAGAAUUACACUGCUGACUAUGACAAGGCCCUCAUCUUCAACAAGAUCCACCACGAGCUGAACCAGUUCUGCAGCGUGCACACACUUCAGGAGGUCUACAUUGAGCUGUUUGAUCAGAUUGAUGAAAAUCUCAAACUGGCUUUGCAACAGGACCUCACUUCCAUGGCCCCUGGACUUGUCAUCCAAGCUGUGCGGGUGACCAAGCCCAAUAUCCCUGAGGCGAUCCGCAGAAACUACGAGCUGAUGGAAAGCGAGAAGACGAAGCUUCUCAUUGCAGCUCAGAAACAGAAGGUGGUGGAGAAGGAGGCUGAGACAGAGCGGAAGAAAGCCCUCAUCGAGGCAGAAAAAGUGGCUCAGGUUGCAGAAAUCACCUAUGGGCAGAAGGUGAUGGAGAAGGAGACUGAGAAAAGGAUUUCGGAAAUUGAAGAGUCAUGCCACCAGCCACACGCCAUCGUCUCCUCGUGGUCCCUGCAUCCUCUCCCACCCCUAGAUGCUGCAUUUCUGGCUCGGGAGAAGGCAAAGGCCGAUGCCGAGUGCUACACUGCUCUGAAAAUAGCUGAAGCCAAUAAGCUGAAGCUGACCCCCGAAUAUCUGCAGCUGAUGAAGUACAAGGCCAUCGCUUCCAACAGCAAGAUUUACUUCGGGAAAGACAUCCCCAACAUGUUCCUGGACUCCGCAGGCGGCCUGGGCAGGCAGUUUGAGGGGCUGGCUGACAAGCUGAGCCUUGACUUAGGAGAUGAGCCCGUGGAGGCCGCCGCGAAGGAGAACUGAAGGAAGGAAAGUACACAACCUCAGAUAACACUCAAAGAGAUCUUUAUUUUUAAGAUGAAACUGAAUGCUCCUUCCUCCCACGCUACCUUCUCGGACUCCUCAAGUUGUUGUGAAAAAGAAGAAGAAAUGGACUUAAAUCUGUUCCCCUUCCUGGGAAGGGGGGUUGGGAUCAAUGGUUGGGCUUUUCUUCAGGUGAGUAGGUUACCCGGCUUCUGCUAAGAUGUGUUAACCAUGGGUUUGACUUCUGACCUGCAGGACUGAUCUGUCGCUGUGAAUAUGGCUUAGUUAGGAGCGCUGUCACCAAGCCGUGGGAGCGAGGCAGGCUGCUGCCUCCAGGAGAUUUGGUUCCUCUUAUCUGGGGAAAUGCAGUCUGCCUUUCUCUCUUCUUCCUCCGGGCUCACAGCUGAGCAGAAGAAAGCUGCGGUGUAAGGGGUGGUCAUUUCAGAGGCAAAGUUUUGUUUGUUUUCUUGCUUUGGAGCCCUAGUAAGGAAGAACUGGUGCUAGGUUUUGCAAGAUUUUCUACACACAAUGCUCUUUCCCUGGGGCUCAGGGUGGUGGUUGUGACGACAUUUCCAGAGCCACGGCUUCCUUCUCCCACUCAAGUCUUUUUGAAACUUUUCACCUAGUCUGUGAUUUGAUUUCUUCUCAAGUAAUCUGUCUGUUGGUUCUACUCAGUACCAAGAAUACCGAAACAAAUAAUCAAGGGUCUUCCUGGCUGCUGACCUGGGAUCGCUGUACUUGCCAGCCACUGCUGUAUCUGCUUGGCGGACUGUGUGUGUGCGUGGAGUCUUCAAGCUUGUGGAGGAAGCGGGUCAGUAAGGGCUGUCCAGUUGUAAUGCCUUGGCUUGUGUCAGGGAUCUGACACAGCGCUGAAGGGAGCCUUUCCGAGUAGCUCGCGAUGCUAAUUCUGGAGCUCCGGGCGGCCACUCCGAGUGGAACUGAUUCUAAGUCUCCGGAAAUGGCUCUGUGGAUUCAAGGCAGAGUUCAUGCCCAGGGCCUUGGGCUUGUGAGGAAAGCAUCAGAAUGCAUUCACAGUUUUAUUUUGAUUCUGGGUGAGGAGAGCAAACAUGAGAGAAAGGUUUUUAUCUUGAAAUUGGAGUUGGGGUAGGGAAUUCAACCCUUACAGUCCAGUAACAGUGCACAGAAUUGGUGAGUGGAGGACAGCCAUCCAGAGUGAAUUUGCAUACGUGUUUUUACCCUGCAUAAUCCCCGUGACCCGCUCAGGUAUAGGAUUUGCCCUUGUUAUUAGCUGCCCCACCAAAAGCAGAAACUACUGCUGUGCCCCUCUUCCCUAGGUGAGCACUAUGCAUGACUCUCUGGCAGCCGUUCCCCCUCAUGUUCGGCUCCAUGCCCGGGCUUCUGGUUCUUCACAUGGGCACACCCAGCUUGCCUGGAAGAUACACACUGUUAACUCCGCUCCGCACACUGCCCUGCUCCGUUCUGAUUCCUGGCACUGGGAUUUUCAAACCUCUGGUCCCCACCACAUGGCGACGGCCGCAGAGCUCUCCUGAGCAACAGAGUCUCCUAAGGUCAGCAUAGGGUGCCCUGCGUGACACCCUCCCCUUCCUCCCCCUCAGUGUAGUCCGUGACCUGUCGGUCUGGACGUCGAGGCACCCAGUACCCCUGUCCGCAGCUCUUUGCCGUAGUAGAUUCUGCAGCAAGUUCAUCGCGGUUCCAAAGAGUGCGCUUCCCACGGGGCUCUUAACUCGCAAGGCUCUGGUACCAGCGCCUUCAGUGCUCGUCCCUCGACCACAGAUGAGCCUCGGUGACACCCUGCCGUGACACCCCUGCCCGUGUUCAUGCACGUGGUCCUGCCAGGCAGCGUCAGUCCGGUAGCCGCGGGUACCUGCCUGAGGAGGGAAGUCAUGGGAGUCAGUUGUGUCCUUAUCUCGGGUUAACUGAUGGUCCGACUGUUUGACUUUGUCUUUUUAACGCUUAGUAGGAAAUCUAAUCUUAAACUGUUGGAGUCCUGAACAUGUAAAAUGUGAUAGCCUGCAGUUCUGUAGGCAGUGAAGUAUUGGCUGCUAUUUAUAAGUGGAACUUUUAUCAAAAUAAGUAACUUUAUAAAAUUUAGUUUUUGUAGGAUUUUUCAAGGAACAGUCACUGUGGUGGAGUGUUUCUCACGCGUUAAACUUUACAGAAGUGAUUGCUAUUCAGUACUGUUUUUAAUCACUUUUUUAAAUAUAAGGACAGAACGUUUGUAAGGAAGCCAAAGUUUGUUAACAAUUUUUUUACAACUAAAAUAAAAUGGAUUUGGAGGGACCUGUGGUCAUAUGAAGAGGGAAUCACUAAUGAAGCUUACCAAUAUAUUGACCCCCAGAAAGGAGGUAUUUAUAAAUCUGUGGCUGUUCUGAUGGGCCUGUGUGUCUUUCAGCACUGAAAACUACCAUGUAAAGAGUCAUGAGAAUGAGAAGGUCGUAUCUACUGACUUGGUCUGUUUAAGUUUGAUUGAAGAUAAACUUUAUCUUGGCAAAUAGCUACUCUGUCUAUAAACCACUACUUCUUGGUUCUAUGCGGUAGGGUUUAGCCACUGUUUUGUUGUUUCCUUGUAAAACAGGUAAUAGCCAUUCAGCUUGUGUUUGUAUUUCCACUCCAUUCCUUUUUCUCUCUGCUUUUGUGUAGACUGGUGACCGAAAAGUCAGAGUAAUUUUUUCAGAAAGCCCCAAGGGCUUAAUGACCCCUUGUAACAGAGAAAUGAUUCUUGUUAUAUUAAUCAUUCUAUAAAUUAUACCACUGGAUUAAUUGCCUUGGGUCGAUAGCUGGAGGAAUUGUUUGGACAAAAGGCCUCAUGUGAAUUUAUGUCUUAGUUUUCUUUUCAGUCUUGUUAAAUAAAAUGAGUCUGUGUUCACAUUUUUGUUAAAGUAAAAUUUAGCAACAGCUACUAUUAAGAUAGGUGAUACAGGGCUGGGGACUUAGCUCAGUGGUGCUGCCGCCUGCCUUGCAAGCAGAAGGUUGUCCUGAGUUUGAUCCCCAGUACCAAAACAAAAAAGUGAUAUAAAGAAAUCAAAAAUCUUGGUUAGUGAAUGAAGAAGUCCUUCCUAAAUAUAUUGAGGCGAAAAUCCACUCCCACUGUCAACAUAGGCAAACACCACCAUCACCAAAAUAAAGCCCUUAAUUUCCAAACACGACAUAACUCCUAGUAGAUGCUGUAGGGAUUUAUAAUUUUAAAGAAUACAUAGCUGCCAGACACAGUGAUGCACACCUGUAAUCCCAGUACUUGGGACGGUGAGGUAGGUGGGUUGCCGGGAGUUCAAGGCCAGCCUGAACUCCAUAGCUCUGCUCCAAAGGGCAGAAUUUUCAGUUGACCCAAAACUCAUUUUGAUGCUAGUUGAAUAGGUCAGUUCUGGUCUCUGUUCUGGCCAGCUGCCAAGCCUAGUAUUACCAGGUGUGAUAUAACGGUAGUGAGUUAAGUGUGAGUUUCAGAUACAUAAUCAGUGAUCUGUGUACAAAUACUGCCUUAGAUGGACUAAAAUAUAUACAGGAGUCCACCACAAAAAUGCAUACACACUUCAGUUCUCCGUACUAGUAGUAAACGUCUGGAAGCUAACGGCCACUUUGAGCACCUCUUAUAAUUUUAGAGGCCAAAGGUAACUUGUGUGAAUACCAUGAUGUCUUAGUAAAUUUAGUAUUCAAAUAUUUAUACAAGUUUUUCUUUUCCUCAUAUGUACAAUUUUUUGGCAGACUCUGUGUAUAUAUUUAUCUGAACUUUGCAUUCCUGUUUUUGUUAAAUCUGG